Messenger RNA from Cydia strobilella, 2852 nucleotides. Its product is annotated as putative fatty acyl-CoA reductase CG5065. Gene Ontology annotation, molecular function: alcohol-forming very long-chain fatty acyl-CoA reductase (NADP+) activity. Lineage: Eukaryota; Metazoa; Arthropoda; Insecta; Lepidoptera; Tortricidae. The transcript has 13 exons. Gene Ontology annotation, cellular component: peroxisome. The record is from RefSeq and is a predicted model, not a curated record. Bases 8 to 1531 code for a protein of 507 amino acids. Gene Ontology annotation, biological process: long-chain fatty-acyl-CoA metabolic process.
CAGGGCAAUGGCCCCUUCAGUAGGCGAGUACUACGCUGGCAAGAAUGUGCUGAUCACCGGGGCUACUGGAUUCGUUGGAAAGAUCCUGGUGGAAAAGCUACUGCGCUCCUGCCCCGAGCUGAACACCAUCUACCUUCUGCUGCGCCAGAAGAGGGGAGUGUCCAGCGAAGAACGGCUGCGGGAGCUCAUCAGUAAUAAGCUAUUCAAUCCCCUGCGAGCCAAGCAGCCUGAUGUAUUCAACAAACUGCGUCUUGUGGCCGGAGAUAUUCUGGAAGAUGAAUUAGGACUCAGCAAUGAUGAUAGGCAGGAGUUGCAAAGACGCUGUAAUGUGGUGUUCCACAGUGCUGCUUGUGUGCGUUUUGACCAGAAACUCAAAGAUGCUGUAAACUUGAACACAACCGGGACAUAUCGUGUAUUGAAACUUGCCGAAAAAAUGGAGAAUUUAGAGGUGUUAGUUCACAUUUCGACCGCCUACUGCCGUUGCGAGCUGGACGUACUGGAAGAAAAACUCUAUCCUGCCGUUCAUAAGCCCGCCUGGAUCAUGGACAUAGUAAACUGGAUGGAUGACAGCAUGCUGGACUAUUUGGAACCUAAACUGAUCGCUCCCGAGCCCAACACGUACGCAUACACCAAAGCCAUAACUGAAGACAUGGUGGCAGAAUACGGCAAGAAGUUCCCCGUCGCCAUUGCGAGACCUUCUAUUGUGGUAGCAUCCUUGAAGGAGCCGAUCCCCGGCUGGGUGGACAAUUUAAAUGGACCCACGGGAUUGAUCAUUGGCAGUGGGAAAGGGGUUAUUCGCACCAUGCACUGCGAGCCCUCGUACCUCGCUGACGCCAUGCCGGUCGAUGUGGUCGUCAACGCAUGCAUACUUCUUGCUUUCGCUACUGCCAUUGAGAGACCACAAGAGGCCAAGUUUUUCAACGUCACGAUGUCCGGUGCGCUCCGCUGUACGUGGGGGGAGAUGAUAAGGCUGGGCGAGUAUUGGGUGAACAUGUUCCCCCCAACCAUGGCGCUCUGGUACCCGGGGGGCUCCAUUAAAUCCUACUGGCUCUGGCACCAGUUCUGUCUGGUCACCACACAGCUGAUACCGGCUUAUCUCAUCGAUAUGCUGCUGUUUUUAAUGGGGAAGAAGACUUUCAUGGUGAAAGUCCAGGAGCGAAUCAGCCACGGUCUGGACGUGCUUCAAUACUACACCACCAAAGAAUGGUAUUUCAAGAAUACUAACUUCAUUGCUCUCCGUUCUAAGGUGUCAGAGGCCGACAACGAAACGUUCUUCACCGACGUGAGCAAAGUUAAUGUGAACGACUACCUAAAGAACUACUUGAUCGGAGCCAGGGAGUACUGCUGCAAAGAGGACCCAAGCAACCUGGAGCGGGCCAGAAAACUACAUAAUAUACGGUACUACGUAGACCGCGUGACUCGAUGCAUAUUGAUCUUCCUUCUCUGCUGGUUCCUGUACAGCUACGCGCAUGUGUUCACCGCGGCCAUCGAAUACCUUGACGUAUCAUUGAAAAAUAUAUCUCCUUAUUAAUGUCUAGUUUGUAGCUACCGUAACGAUAGGAAAAUACCUUAGUGUUACGCUCACACUACCAGACCUGUCAAUUUAAUACCCCAUCCACACGGGACAAUUUUACUUGAUUUUACUCACAACUGAUACAAUCCGAAUUGUGACCAAUCAAUUUUAAGCUCUUAUUUAAACUUUCACAAUUUAUACACAUUAUUAUAUUGUAAAACGGGACUUAGUAAAUGUAAGCGGAAACGAAUAUCGACAGUCGAUAAAUCGAAUAUCGUGUGUGUCGACAGAGUAUCAUCCCUAGUGCGCAAAACGUUCAAGCUGAUAAACAGGACCAAGUGCGGGUAGUUCGAAAACCUCGCGCGGCUAGAAGAUGGUGAUGUCAACUUUAGCCAGUCUUCUCCGAGACCACGGGGACAACGCCGUCCUCGAAACGUCGGAGGUAAAUCUUAAAACUUAAAUACGCGAUUAAGUCCCGUUUUACAAUUUAACAACUUUAAGGUGCUAAAGACAGAACGCUGAUCACGGGUAAUUUAGUACAUUGACCCGCCUGUUCCUACUCUAUCGCACGCGCAUAAAUAUGUCUGUACCGCUCACACAGUAUCAUUGACCGCUGGCAUCAUGGGCGAGACAAUUAUAUAAUUACGCGCGUGCGAUGAAGAUAGCAAUAGGUGGGUCAAUGUACAAAAAUCUAUGUAGCUUCUCUGUUUUAGGCAGGCCUAAGGAACUGUUUGGGGCAAAUUUUAGAAUUUCGAGUAAUCGAUUAUAGAGUUAGACCAAGAAAAGCCUGCAGCGAUUUUGAUAGCAUAUGCAGUGCAAGUGUUAUUUUAAACGUCAAACUUCUAUGAAAUUAUGACGUAUAAAUAACACGUGCACUGCGUGUGCUAUCAAAAUCGCUGCAGACUUUUCUCGGUCUAACUCUAUCACGAUAAAUCUAAGAUUUAUUUACAUUUCACACAUGUGGAUGCUAGAUGAGAUUGGUGCCAAUUUUAUUAUCGGAUCAAAUUGGCAAUUUAAUUGUUCCGUGUGGAUGGCGCUUUAAAAAUGUAGUAACAGUGACAGGUAAAUGAUAAAGACCAUUUCUACACAUAAUUCUGCAAAAGUUAUUCUAAUUAGGUAUAAAUCGUCCCACGUACUUUGUGGGUAUGAAUUCUUAAUUAUUUACUUGUGAUAAACUUACCUGGUGUACCUGUUUGUGUCUUUUGAUUAUAAUUUAAUUGGAUUUAAUAAUAUAUUCAUAAAUUAGCUCAUUCACAUAUCCUUAUAAAUUACGUAUGCUAGCGUCUAAGAUGAAAAGGAAAUAUGGUUGUUUUGUGAUGUAAAUAAAUAUUGUAAUGGA